AUGGGGUUUCAAUUUGCUUUUCUGUGUGACCUUCUAUCGGCUCUGGAAGAUGACCAUUUUUCCAAGGUAUUGCCAACCAAACGGGAUACUUCUGCCAUCCAGAUAAUCAACCGAUGGUGUGCCCAGCAUGACUCUUGCAUCAAUGACAUAGAAACGGAUAGGCUUGCUCUUCUAUCGUGUAUGUUCCCAGAUCAACGACCGGACCGUGUAUAUUGGUUGCAAGCAACCUCGUUGGCCCGAGUCAUUGGCCGUUGCUUAAGGCUUGGGUCCUCCCGGCUGACAGAACUGGGUCAAUGGAAGAAGCCCGGCGGCCCAGACCUGGGCAAAUGUGUCGAGAAUGUAAUGUCACAAGCUGAGAACUACGUUCCCCCUGGUCGAGGUGUCACGGUAGAAGAAAUAGACACGGCUUUGAACAUGAUCGCUUCGCGAUGUCGUUUCUCAGGGCCGGAUGUCCGUCGGCAGCAUACAGCAGUCAAUGUGGACAAGACCUUGUCGCCCCUGUAUCGCCGACUGAGUAGUCGAGAUGCAAAGUGGCUAACUCGCUUGAUAUUAAGAGGCUAUCCUCUGACAUUGCCGUUGAAGUAUACCCUGGGAAGAAUUCACUUUUUGCUGCCACCCUUGCUCCAGUUCCAGAACACAUUUGAAGGCGCCCUGGAGAUGUUGUCUUCUGAGCCUAUGAACAGAUUUCCACCGAACCCAGACGGCCGAACAGCUGCCCGGCUAUCUGAAGUUGCGUGCGAGAAUCUAUAUCCCCGGACUGGGAUCAAAGUUGGGCGGCCGGACUAUUUCAAGGCUCGAAGUAUCAAACAUUGUCUGCAGCUGGUCGAAGGUCGUCGGAUGAGUGUUGAACGAAAGUACGAUGGGGAAUAUUGUCAAAUCCACAUUGAUCUUACCCAAUCCCAUCCCAUCCAAGUCUUUUCCAAAAGUGGCAAAGACUCAACAGCAGAUCGAGCCGGCAUCGCUCCAAUUCUAGAAGAAACUCUUCAUCUCAAUCACACCGAGCGCAAGUUUACUCGGAAAUGUAUCCUCGAAGCAGAGCUUGUUGUCUGGAGCGACAAACGAGGUGGCAUUGCAGGCUUCCACAAGCUUCGGAAGUUUAUCUGUCGCUCCGGGACACUCAUAGGCGUGGACAAUGAUUCUCCGCCUCAACCGUACGAACAUCUGAUGCUAGUUUUCUUCGACGUGCUCCUUCUUGAUGACGACGUCUGUCUCCGAAAGCCCCACCGUGAAAGGCGUCUCUUGCUGCAGCGCUUAAUAGACCCUGUCGCCGGCCGAGCUGCUCUUGCAGAGCAAGAGGUUAUGAGGUUCGAUCGAGUUGAUCGGUAUGAAAGGCUGGAUCUUGCGUUUUCCAGGGCUAUCGCUCAGCGAUGGGAGGGGCUGGUCCUGAAAGCCUGUGAUGAGCCUUACUUUCCCAUUCAUUCCUCCGGUAUAGAAAGAAAGUUUGGUGGAUGGAUUAAACUUAAGAAAGACUAUAUCCCUGGUCUGGGCGAUACAGUCGAUCUUAAUAUCAUCGGUGCAUAUUACGAUUCGCGACAUGCUCAUCUUGUUUCACCUCAGAAACCAUUGAAAUGGACACAUUUUCUGGUGGGGUGUCUUCUGAACAAGAAGGAAGUAAUGCAUUCUGGUGACAGACCUCGCUUUCGAGUUAUUGACGUACUCAAUCAUCACUCCAUGCACCGAAAUUUCAUGCAGCUCUUGAAUCAGCAUGGUGAAUUUCAAGCACAAGACCCGGGGGAUUUUGUUCAAUUCGCCAUUGAAUACGGGCAUGCCAACACUCCUGCGGCAUCCGUGAUCUUCAAAAAGACCUUCCCGGUCGAACUCAUGGGUGCAGGAUUCGAGAAACCGUCCGGUGCCCGAUAUUACACUCUUCGGUUCCCUCGGAUCCUCAAGAUCCAUACAGAUCGGAGUUUUGAAGAUUCAGCAUCUUUUCAGGAACUGCAGAAUCUAGCCGACGAGGCCCGAUCUGUCCCCAAGCAGGAUCAACUCGAAGAACAAGAGCAUUGGCGCAACCGAUUGAGGGUUGGUAGUGGCUAUGACCUGUACAUCAGAUCAGAGACACCACCUCGCGGUUCAAGCUCAGAGUCGGGUGGAAGCCCAAGCUCGAAAGACUCAAACGCAACAGCCAGUUAUGAGGAGAGUGACGACUGCUUGGAUUCGAUCCCCACCGGCCACGAAGUUCAUCAAGAGCCCAGAAACAUCCACAAUGACCGGAAGCGGAAAAUGCCCCCUACUAUAUACAUCGAUGACCCGGGUCUUCCUGCGAGUUCCGGAGGCAUUUCAAAUCGCAGCACUGCUUUGACGGAAAUUGGAAACCUCUCUCAGUCAAAUAAGCAGCCAAGAAGAGAGGUUCUGAAUGGGGCAUCCACAAAACCUGUCCAAUUGACCAAUAGUUCCCCGCAUAAUCCAGACGAUGUUGCAACUUCAAAAGAACCCUCAGCAUACAUCGAAAUGCUUGGAUGUGCCUCCGUCACUAACCUAGUCGCUCCAAUCCCCCCACUCGAGAAAGGACUCUUCAUCAAGUCCCCAUUAGUGGCAAUUCCCACGUACAGUCCAAGCUCCCAAACCUCCACUUUGGAAUUCCUUGAAUCCUUAGCUCCCAAGGAAUCAAUGCCUCUCGUUCAGCAAUUUCACCCACAAGCAGCCUCAACAGGGACGGCCUUCGGAAUCAUUCUCAUCAACCCAGCUGAAGUCUCACUGGGUCCAAAGAUCCACGAGAUAGCUAAAGCUGUUCACAAUCUUAUGAAGAAAAGUCAAUCUUGCUUACCCUGUCGAGGAGCUAUAUUCUUCUUGGAUCAAAUACUUUAUGAACAGAGGGCUUGCCCUGAGAGUUCUGACUUUUGCCUGCGCACAGAGUGGCCUCGUAUUGGACGCGAGCUUUACUAUGCGUGUGUUCGAUGGGACUUCUCAGGGCCACGAGGUGUCUUGCACUCUGAGCUGGACAGCCACCGCGGGAAACCUGGGAUAUCAGUGAGCUUUGAACCAAGUCACAUUUUGGAAUUGGCGGAUACAUGUCCUACAAUCCGUUAG
Messenger RNA from Penicillium chermesinum, 3027 nucleotides. Its product is annotated as ATP dependent DNA ligase domain protein. Gene Ontology annotation, biological process: double-strand break repair via nonhomologous end joining; nucleotide-excision repair, DNA gap filling; DNA recombination. Gene Ontology annotation, molecular function: DNA binding; DNA ligase (ATP) activity; ATP binding. Gene Ontology annotation, cellular component: DNA ligase IV complex. The record is from RefSeq and is a predicted model, not a curated record. Lineage: Eukaryota; Fungi; Ascomycota; Eurotiomycetes; Eurotiales; Aspergillaceae. The transcript has 2 exons. Bases 1 to 3027 code for a protein of 1008 amino acids.